Molecule: messenger RNA, 2075 nt
Organism: Tripterygium wilfordii
Lineage: Eukaryota; Viridiplantae; Streptophyta; Magnoliopsida; Celastrales; Celastraceae
Product: putative protease Do-like 14
Exons: 11
Coding region: 459-1718 (419 amino acids)
Molecular function (GO): protein binding
Source: RefSeq, a predicted model, not a curated record
UUACACAAAUUAUUCUCUUCUAACGUGGUAUCGAGGAGGCUAGGUUAAUAUUUUUUCCUCCCACAAUUUUUUUUUCUCGGCGCUCCUCCUCUUUCCGGCAACCUUCUCUCCUGCUGCACUGCAGCCUUCUCUCGUGGCAGCCUUUUCUCCUGCAAACAGCAGCCACCAUAACCGGCUGCCCUCCUCCACGGCAAUCACUGUCGCCGGCUAUCCCCUCGUGCCUACUGCCACCACAAGGACCCGCCUGCUCCCACGAGCACAGAUCGACUGUCCUCCUCUCUCUCCGGCCACUGCAUCAGCCGGAAUCCCUUCCUGCAGCCACGGUUAUCAGUUUUCUUCUCCGCCUCGAUUUGGCCUUCUCCGGCAUUGUCUCGACAAACGGAAACCACCGCGGUACUCAGCCGAGCUAGGCGCCCCUAUCUCCUCCAAGUGCCGGUCAAUACAGUCGCCGGAAAUCUAUGACCCGCGCCUGCCCAGGUGAAAUCAUGCACACCCAAGCUAUUGAGAGGUUCAACCCAUGGGAACGGGAGCGGGAUCCAAAUCGCACCUAUUACUCUCCUGACGAGUACUACUAUAUGUCAAACUUUAGUCGGAAGCGCCCAAAGUUUAGAUCCAACCCCGAGAAUUUGUACCUGGAUAUUGAGACCAAGAGAGUUGCUUUGAAAGUUUCUCCAUCAGUCGUUAGUCUUGUAUCUUACUCAGGUGAGGAGGAGAUAUUUCAAGGUUCUGGGACUAUCAUUGAAAGUGAUGAUAACAGUGGUGUCAUAUUAACUUCUGCCAAUCUCAUUAGGAGUACUACGGAUCAACAUGCCAUAGCAGACGAUAUCAAGGUGGUUGUCUACCUAUUAGAUGGCAAAUUAUAUCGAGGUCAAGUUGUCGCUCAUGAUCUUCAUUUCAAUAUUGCUGCUAUAAAGAUUCAAUCAGAUUCUCUGCUACCAACUGCAAACUUGAGACAUUUGGAUGAUUCUGUCACGAUUAGUCCAAGCCAGCUUCACAUCCCUGAGGAGAAGUCAUUUCAGCUUCAUGCACAUUCAAGUUCAUUUAAUCUUAUUCCUGGGGACACUGUAAUUGCAUUGGGCCGCUAUUCUAUUAGUCCACAUGACCUUAUGGCUGCUCCUGGUAAAUUCAGUCUUGACGUUUGUGGAUAUGAUUGCAGAGAGCUUUUCAGGGUCACUUGCAGGAUCACAAGGAGUGGUGAUGGGGGGCCACUUGUCAAUCGGCAUGGAGAAGUCAUUGGAUUCAAUUUUUACGAUCUGUUUUUGACUCCUUUUAUGCCAAUUAACAUAGCUUUCAAGUGGUGGGAGCAUUACAAGAAAUAUGGGUAUUCAACAAGUAAUGAUGUAAUGGAUGUGUUUUGGAAUAGGGAACUUCGUCGACCUUGGAUUGGAAUGGAAAUGACUAACCUUUAUGCUGCUAGUCUUCAUAUUCUGGAUAAGGUUAUCCAAAAGUUCCCUAGGAUUGGCAAAGGCGUAAUUGUCGAGGAGGUUAUACCAGGGUCAUCUGCGGAGACGGCUGGGAUAUGCCCCAACGAUGUUAUCAUUGAGUGUGAUGGAAAAUCUGUUCAGAGUUUUCUGGAGUUGUUUGAGAUGAUGUGGGACAAGGUUGGGGGUUCUGUUGAGUUGGUCGUGAUACGAGGGAUUGAGGGUGAUCCUUUACAUCUAACUAUGGUGGUUGUUGAGGCUACACCUGAUGAAUUCUACAGGUGGCCACGAUGGUAGUGGGGAUGGUUGAUAAAGUUGGAGCAGUGGAUGCUGAGUAAAUAUUUAAUUGUUUAAUCUCUUUUAAGUGGCUAUAGGAGGGAGGAUACUAACAUAUAUAUGUUUUUAAGAGUUGAACAUAUUUGAAUGCUUGUUAUAUCAAGGAUUUUGUUUUAAGUUUCAGUAGGACACUCGUUAAGGUUUUAUUUAUACCGACUGACUGACCUUGUUAUUUGCCAAAAAAAUGUCGAUUAAUAUCAUACUUGGCAACACAGUGUCCGGAAACAAUUUGUACUUGUGAAUGAUUCAUUCUUAAUGAGUGCCUAUUGCUCCUAGUAUUAUAACAUUGUCAGCAGCAAACGUAUUAAUGAAAUGAAA